This is a messenger RNA of Acaulospora morrowiae, 715 nucleotides long. The record is from the annotation of a GenBank genome assembly. NCBI's taxonomy places the organism in Eukaryota, Fungi, Glomeromycota, Glomeromycetes, Diversisporales, Acaulosporaceae.
AUCCAAAGAGAUGGCUCGGGCCAUAAGUAUUGAUGGAGGUGACGGAAAAGAAGAACAUGUUUCCUUGUUGCAUUCCAUUGCCGGAAACCUAAUGCUCGCAACUAGACAGAAUGCCGAUGUUAGAGUUCUAGUGGGAUACUUAUGUGUUCUAUGUAUUUGGUUGUGGGAUAGCCCUCAAAGUGUCAAAGAAUUUUUGUCAGAAGGAACUCAUCUUCAAAUUCUUACUGCUCCGAUAACUCAAUCUUCUGGAGUGGACUCUAAAGUACAAGGAUUGUGCGCAUUUUUAUUAGGAAUUUGCUAUGAAUUUAAUCAUUCUACUGACUCACCGAUAACGAGAUCGACUCUUCGACCGAUUUUGCUUAAUCGCAUUGGAGUGGAUCAGUUUGUUAAUCGUAUUACGCGCUUGAGAGAAGCACCACAAUUCAAGCAUGUUUCUCAGUAUCUUCAGAUUCACCCGGAUGAAGAAACUGGUCGAGUACUUCCUGAACUAUAUUUCGAUUAUUCAUUCGUCGAGUUUUUCAAGAACAAUUACGAAAAAAUCCAGAAGUCUAUUAUAUCCGAUCCCAAUGCUCCAAAAUCAUCUUUUAUAGGAAGUGGUGAAAUGCAAGUUGACCAUGAUCAAUUGGCUAUAAUUGCUUCUUAUAAGAGUGUAAUUCAAACACAAGAACAAGAGUUAAAUGGAUUGAAAGAAACCAUAAGACAACUGGAAGAAGGA